CAUCCAUGUCCCUACGCAUCUCUCUUUUUUCCCUUCCAGAUUAUUGUGUAGUGUUGGGUUGACGGUUAUCUGUUCGCUAAUACUCUGCCCGCCUCUGGCUUGUCUUCACUACCUUCUAACCCCGCCACAUGGCUCCGGAUCGGGGAGAAUCAGCACCCAGCCCCAUGGUCGAUAACGAAAGAAGCCAUGAGGUGCAUGAUACUGAUGACGCUCCUAUCAGUCGGAGCAUCUCCAAUAGAUCCGGGCCGCGACGAUACCUCACAGACCGUACACAGCCACAGAACUUCACUAUCCGUGGGGUCCUUGUCGGCCUUGCCAUUGGAGUUGUCAUAUGUUUCUCCAACAUGUACUUUGGACUUCAGACUGGGUGGGUCAGUGGAAUGGCCAUGCCGUCUGCUCUGAUUGGCUUUGCGUACUUCAAGACUGUUUCGAGAUUGAUCAAGCUUCCCUUUACUCCCGUUGAGAAUGUCCUUGUUCAAUCGGUUGCCGGGUCCGUUGGAACGAUGCCACUGGGAUGUGGUUUCGUGGGAGUUAUACCUGCUCUGAACUAUUUGCUGAAGCCUGAAGAGAAUGGUCCCUUAGAUAUUAGCCUUUGGAGGCUGAUCAUUUGGUCUGUGGGAAUUUGCUUUUUCGGGGUUGUAUUUGCGGUCCCGCUUCGCCGAGAGGUCAUUAUUCGAGAAAAGCUUAAGUUUCCAAGUGGUACUGCGACGGCGUUAAUGAUAAAAGUCCUUCAUGGAGACGAGAAGUCCGCGAGCCUUACAAGGAGAAAUAGCUCGAGAGCUGCAGUUGAAGAGGAGCAACAAAGUCUCUUAGAGUCCACGGCCACGGAUCAGCCUGAGGAAGAGCAUCCCCUUCGCUCGAGGAAUGAAAACAAUGAACAGGAAGCUGAGCAAGAAAUGGGCCAGGAUGGCGAUUGGAAAGCUAAGAUCCGAUUACUACUGAUCUCAUUCACGGGAUCUGCUCUGUACACUACAGUGUCUUACUUCCUCCCUCAGCUCCACGAUAUCCCCAUAUUUGGGCUGUCGCUCGCCAACAAUUGGCUUUGGACUCUGAACCCAUCGCCAGCUUAUGUCGGACAAGGAAUCAUCAUGGGACCCGCCACCACCCUUCACAUGCUCCUUGGUGCGAUUAUCGGAUGGGGUAUCCUCUCUCCACUUGCAAAACACAAAGGCUGGGCACCGGGCCCAGUAUCAGAUUGGACUGAAGGAAGCAAGGGCUGGAUAGUCUGGAUAUCCCUCGCCAUUAUGCUUGCAGAUUCUCUCAUCAGUCUCGGAUGGCUUGUGCUUCGCCCUUUGAUCGCAUUUGCACGGCUGUAUUUCCCUACGCUCAAAGAGGCCUUGAGAGAGCAUACUUGGAAAGAGAUUUUCACACUCAACAUCUCCUCAAAGAAGGGCUACAACCCCUUGAACGACAGCUCUGCCAACCCAAUCAUGGCCAUCAAGCACCAUCUUUGCGAAGAGGGAGAACAUGAUGCACCGCCAGAGCAUCUCAUCUCCACCCGCACCACAGUCAUUAGCCUCAUUCUUUCCCUCGUUCUUUGCAUCAUCGCAGUCCACGUUUCCUUCCCUCACCUCAUCCCCUUCGGACUCACCAUCCUUGCCUUAACUCUCGCUCUUCUCCUCUCAAUCAUGGGUGUCCGAGCCCUCGGCGAGACAGAUCUCAACCCUGUUUCCGGGAUCUCCAAACUCACGCAACUCGUCUUUGCUCUCGUCACUCCCACGACUGGCCCUGGUGCGAAGAACGCCGUCAUCAUUAAUCUCCUUGCAGGGGCCAUAUCCGAGUCCGCGGCACUGCAAGCUGGCGACCUGAUGCAGGAUCUAAAAUGCGGGCAUCUCCUCGGUGCUGCCCCCAAUGCUCAGUUUUGGGGCCAGAUGAUUGGGUCCGCUGUGGGCGCUGUGCUGUCUGCAGUGGUAUAUAAACUGUACACACAUGUGUACAAGAUCCCUGGGGGCCUAUUUGAAGUACCGACAGGCUAUGUAUGGGUUUUCACAGCAAGAUUGGUAACGGGAAAAGGUUUGCCUCCACAAGUGGCAGAAUGGGCAAGUGGUGCUGCCGUGAUAUUCGCUGUUGGAACGAUAUUGAGGGUCUGGGGUAACGCUAGGAAACAGAAGGGUUUGACCGAAUGGUGGGUCGAUUGGGUACCCGGCGGUAUUGCAGUUGCAGUCGGCAUGUAUAAUACACCUUCGUUCACUCUUGCCCGUACAAUCGGCGGGAUCAUUAGUCUGUGGUGGAGGAAGUAUAAGGGGAGAUCAGAAACUCCCAUCAUCGUUUUGGCGAGCGGGUUAAUAUUGGGCGAGGGACUUUUUAGCAUCGUUAACUUACUCUUGGCUAGUUUAGAGGUGCCGCAUGCUUGAAGAGGAC
Lindgomyces ingoldianus is the source of this 2361-nucleotide messenger RNA. Its product is annotated as OPT superfamily oligopeptide transporter. The transcript has 2 exons. Gene Ontology annotation, molecular function: oligopeptide transmembrane transporter activity. The record is from RefSeq and is a predicted model, not a curated record. The coding region runs from base 129 to 2354 and encodes 741 amino acids. Gene Ontology annotation, cellular component: fungal-type vacuole membrane. Lineage: Eukaryota; Fungi; Ascomycota; Dothideomycetes; Pleosporales; Lindgomycetaceae.